UCGUUUCAAGCGCGCGCAUCCAUGUCGUCAAAUGUGUCAGUCUGCCGAGGAGCUGCGUGCCUUUGAUGGACUAUUCAGUCUUUAGAAGACUGAACGUGAAUUCAUGCCGACAUUCAGCCGGUCCAGGAUAUAUCUAACGCGCACACAGCCGGGAUGGAUUCGUUUAACGCCAGCGGGAUGGACGCGUUCACGGUGAUCCAUCUGAAUUCCUCCUGGAGCCUGGACAGUGGAUAUUCUUUAGCAGCGAUAGCCGGCAUCGCUGCUCUCGUAAGCUUUCUCAUUCUCUUUACAGUUGUUGGGAAUAUUCUGGUGGUUAUUGCGGUGUUGACAAGCAGGGCGCUGAAAGCCCCCCAGAACCUUUUUCUGGUGUCUCUGGCCACCGCGGACAUCCUUGUCGCCACUUUGGUGAUGCCGUUUUCUCUGGCGAAUGAACUUAUGGGCUACUGGUAUUUUGGAAAAGUUUGGUGCGGUAUUUAUCUGGCUUUGGAUGUUUUGUUCUGCACUUCUUCUAUUGUUCACCUGUGCGCAAUAAGCCUGGACCGGUACUGGUCUGUUACGCAGGCUGUAGAGUACAAUCUGAAGCGGACUCCCAAACGCAUCAAGUGCAUCAUCUUAAUUGUGUGGCUUAUAUCUGCCUUCAUCUCAUCUCCACCUCUCAUAUCUAUAGACAGCAACAAUGAUAUCAGCUCUCAGCCUCAGUGCGAGCUGAAUGAUGACACUUGGUACAUCCUCUCCUCCAGCACCGCGUCCUUCUUCGCUCCGUGCUUAAUCAUGAUCCUGGUGUAUAUCCGAAUAUACCAGGUGGCCAAAACCAGAACCAGAACCAUGUCGGGGAAAACCCCCAGGCCAGAUGGUGUUACACAAACUGAGAAUGGACUGAGCAAAGCCACCUCCCAUUUCCAUGGCGAGAGAGAAAACGGCCACUGUCAGUGUCCGCCUACGCCCAGCCAACGCACCGUCACCAUCGGGCCACAGACUGAGGAUGCUGACAUGGAGGAGAGCUCCUCCUCAGAGGGCAAAGGGCACAAAGCUCAGGGCCAGGACUCCCCGAGAGUGAAGAGGGCCAGCCAAAAGAAAAGAUCCCCUUCCAAACAAUCCACUCGAAUCUCCAGAGUCAGUAACAAGUCAAUGGACCUCUUUGCCUCCAGGAGGAAACGUCGCCGAGGCUCCUUUGCCAGGAAAAAAGUCUCUCAAGCUAGAGAAAAGAGGUUUACAUUUGUCCUGGCUGUGGUUAUGGGGGUGUUUGUUGUGUGCUGGUUCCCCUUUUUCUUUAGCUACAGCCUGUACGGCGUGUGCAGGGACUCCUGUAGGAUCCCUGACCCGCUCUUUAAAUUCUUCUUCUGGAUUGGCUACUGCAACAGCUCCCUCAACCCUGCCAUCUACACCAUCUUCAACCGGGACUUCCGGCGCGCCUUCCAGAAGAUCCUCUGCAAGUCAUGGAAAAAGUCUUUUUAGAUCUGAGGCAGAGCUGCUGCACCAC
Messenger RNA from Micropterus dolomieu (smallmouth bass), 1480 nucleotides. RefSeq names its product alpha-2 adrenergic receptor. The transcript has a single exon. Gene Ontology annotation, molecular function: alpha2-adrenergic receptor activity. NCBI's taxonomy places the organism in Eukaryota, Metazoa, Chordata, Actinopteri, Centrarchiformes, Centrarchidae. Bases 154 to 1455 code for a protein of 433 amino acids. Gene Ontology annotation, cellular component: membrane. Gene Ontology annotation, biological process: regulation of vasoconstriction; platelet activation; regulation of smooth muscle contraction. The record is from RefSeq and is a predicted model, not a curated record.